Messenger RNA from Linum trigynum, 1023 nucleotides. NCBI's taxonomy places the organism in Eukaryota, Viridiplantae, Streptophyta, Magnoliopsida, Malpighiales, Linaceae. The record is from the annotation of a GenBank genome assembly.
AUGAUGCAUAAUGUGGAUUUCCCACUUUUGAAGGCGUUCGUUGAGAGGUGGCAGCCGGAUACCAACACAUUUCACAUGUUGUUUGGGGAGAUGACGAUCACUCUGCACGAUGUUGCGUUCCUCCUCAAGAUUCGAGUGGAUGGUGAGCUACUUGCUGCACCGGCUAGGGGUGAUCCGUUGUUCGUGAGUGGGAUUGUUGACCUUCUUGGUAUUUCUGAUAAGAAUGAAGUGGCACUGCCAUCGCGUGGCCUCCGUUGGUACGAGGGUGGUGGGAUGUUGGUAGAUGAGGCCAUGGCACGUGCUUGGAUUUACGAGUAUUUUCCAUCGCUGCGCAUCAACAGACGUGCACCGGAGCCCAUGACAGAGGGAGGCCCGUUUGCUAGGAGGUGGGAGGGUUCUAUUCGUGGAGGGGAUUUACAACGAAGGUUGGAUCAUUAUCGUCGGCUGUUGGACGGAUUUACAGCAGCCCACGUGGAUUGGCUUCCUUUUGGUGCUAACCCUGGUCGUGCAGAGCCUAGAUCUUUGUAUCGGGGUGUGAUACGUGUCUACGAAGUUGCUGAGACAUACGAUCCCUCACGUGUCCUCCAUCAGUUUGGCUACAGACAGGUGAUUCCUGAUCUUGUUAUUCUACCAUGUGAUGUCAUUCGACAUGUUGUUGGGACCUAUAAGGUCAUCUUUGGAGCAGGGAUUGAUCAGCUUUGGGAGACUCGCGGUCAGUUGAUCAAUCUGGAUGCCUUCUCCACACCUUUUGAUGAAACCGGAGAUGUUGACCCAUUGUACCUUAAGUGGUACACAGAGCGCACCCACCUACACUUUGUCCCCUCCAGAUAUGGUGAGCAGCAGGAGUCGGCGCCAUUGACGUAUGAGAUUCUAGCGUGUCAGAUUAUUGAUGGCAUUGAUCUCUUGCUUCGUGCUCCUGAUGAGGAUCUUGACAAGUUGGUACCCUAUGGUGAUUUGGUUCGACGGGUUUGUGACAAGUACGUUGACAUUAGGCAACAUAGACCGUAUCGCCCAUUCGCCUAG